Didymosphaeria variabile is the source of this 834-nucleotide messenger RNA. RefSeq lists its product as uncharacterized. Lineage: Eukaryota; Fungi; Ascomycota; Dothideomycetes; Pleosporales; Didymosphaeriaceae. The record is from RefSeq and is a predicted model, not a curated record. The transcript is spliced from 2 exons. Bases 1 to 834 code for a protein of 277 amino acids.
AUGACACCGAACACAUCGUGGUUGUUUCCGCCAGCGCUCAAUACGACCUUUGUGAACGCCUUCAAUGCCGAGCACGAGCUAUCCGACAACAGCACUGAAGAUAAGGGAGUAUACUUGCUACUACUCGCUGCUGUACAUAACCUUACGUUGCAAGAACGUGUAGGCUCUGGAUUUCAAGACGAAGGCUGGGGUGAGAAGGACGCUGUUGUCAGCGUGGGAGACAACACUGAGGCCAACAAUAUCCAAUAUUACACUAAGAAGAACGGUCCCUUUACCAGCCUGUAUCUGGUGCUACCGGAGCUUGGCCAAUACUCCAGCCUCCCAAAGGAGGCAUGCGGUCUCUGCAUCCUCGCCCUCCCAAAUUCGGAGAACCCGUCCGUCUUUGACGAUUACUCGGUACCAUUUCCUGUGCUCGAGCAGCAAGCCGUCCAGCCCAAAGUUUUUAACACGACUAAUCCGACCGGCGUUACUGUAUCGCGUCCAUCGCCCCAGGUGUCGCCAUCUCCUCCUCCCGAGCCAUCUCUAGGAUCACUGACGCAAGGCGAUAGUCGGAGUAAUACUAAUUUGAUUGUCGGCGUUGUGGUCGGCGUUCUGGCUGCGGCAUCAGUACUUAUGGGAUUGAUCAUUUGGCUGUGGACAAGGAGGAAGAACUACAAGAACCCUUACAGACCCUCGGCCGCUGUAACGCCAGUCGCACCGGAGCAUAGAGAUCCUGCACCACGAAGUGUUCCGCUACAGCAGGUGCCGGCCGUGGUGCGCAGGCCAGACAGCAGUGCUAGCGAAGUGCCGCCGGCUUAUCAUGAAGUCGUCCGUGCAAAGGAAACGGAACCUUAG